CAGGAAGGAGCCGCUGGCCGCUGGCGGAGUGCGGCGGGGAGAGUGAUGCAGGAGAGCCGCCGGAGGAACAGACUGGACCGGCGGAGGGUUCGGAGGAUGAGCCGGGUGGAGGAGGGUGUGCUGAAGAAACUGCUACCAAAGGACGAAGGAAGUGACUGGGACAGUGAUGACGUAUUAAAACCUGGUGCUAGUAGCGAUGAAGAACCGACAGAAGAAGAAAUCCUGGAGAACAUCCAGAGACAGAAGGAGAUCAUAGAAGCCAUCCGCAAACAGCCCUGGAGGAUGAAGAAAAAGCUCAAGACACUCAAAGUUGCCCAGGACUACCUUGAAAAAUACGAGGGGAAACUUUCAAAGAGCAGGGGAUACCAAGAGGCAACUGAGAGGGUUUGGAAGAAAAUUAGGAGAGAACUUGCGAACUUUGCAUCAUUCUUUAUCCCUUGGGACACCAGGAUAAAAACGAUAGAAAGUUACUUUGGAUCGGUGGUGGCAUCAUAUUUCAUUUUCCUGCGGUGGCUGUUCUGGAUAAACAUCGCCCUGUCCAUUUUGAUGCUGUCAUUUGUGGUUCUCCCAGAGCUUCUCGUGGGUUUAGAGUACGGUUCCUUACCAAGGAAGGCGGUACCAGAACCAGAAAUUAAACUAUAUACGUGUGGCUAUCUGAAGUUCUCCGUGCUGUUCUACGGUUACUAUAGUAACCAGAAGUCCAUCGGCAGUGGGUACCAGCUACCGCUGGCGUAUUUCCUGACGGGGAUAGGCAUGUUUGUCUACAGCUUCGUCGUCAUUCUCAGAAAAAUGGCGAAGAACUCCCGCAUGGCGAAGCUGUCCACUGAAGAUGACCAGUUCACGUUCUGCUGGAAGGUGUUCUGUGGCUGGGAUUACCUCAUCGGACAGUCAGACACCGCUGAUAACAAAUUUGCUGCCAUCUCAACUGGAAUCAGGGAGGCCAUUCUUGAAGAAGAGGAAAAGAAUAAAGACGAAAGAAGUAUGAAGGAAAAAUGCCUGAUCCUGAUCCUCCGGAUCCUGGCUAACUUCAUGAUCAUGAUCCUACUCGCUGGAAGCGGCUACGCGAUCCAGCUGGUGGUGGAGAGAUCCGAGCAGUUCGAGAAGAUGGAUCAGGCGCUCCUCAACUGGUGGGAACAGAAUGAGGUUUCCAUAGUAGUGUCGAUCAUCACCAUAGUGUUCCCUGUGUUCUUCGACCUGAUUGGUCAGAUGGAGAAGUACCAUCCCCGCGUCAUGCUACAGUGGCAACUGGCCAGGAUCAUGGUCCUGAACUUGGGUAACCUCUACACGCUGAUGAUUGCACUCUUCAAGAAGGUCAACAACCUGGCCGAAGAGGCAAGAAAAGCAAGGGUGGCUCUGGACACUUUGCACCAGGUGUCCGAGAACGCCAGCUGGGCUCUCCAGAACGUGACGGCAUCAGGUAUGAUUCAGGAGAUCCUACAGCUUGACGAGCACAUGCUGGAGAGCACGAACGACACGCAGGUGGUGGACGCUCUCACCAGACUGGCUGGGAUCAAGGAGCAAUGCUGGGAAACAAUCGUGGGGCAGGAGAUGUACAAAUUGUCCGUCUUUGACAUGAUCGCCACCUUGGUGACUACCAUCAUAGUGGACUUCCUCCGCGGACUGUUUGUGAGGUUUGCUAACUAUUGUUGGUGCUGGGACCUGGAAGCCAAAAUUCCCGGCUAUGGCGAGUUCGGCGUUGCUGAGAAUGUGCUACACCUCAUCUACAAUCAAGGGAUGAUCUGGAUGGGGGCGUUUUUCGCGCCUUGCCUGCCUGUCCUGAACGUGCUGAAGUUGAUAGCGCUGAUGUACCUGCGCAGCUGGGCAGUCAUCAUGUGUAACACUCCUCACCAGCGGGUCUUCCGCGCCUCCAGGUCCAACAACUUCUACUUCGUCCUGCUGCUCAUCAUGUUGUUCCUGAGCAUGCUCCCCACGGGCUACGUCAUGGUGUCUAUAGAACCUUCCAGGAACUGUGGACCGUUUAGUGGCCGGCGGCGCAUGUUUGACAUCAUCCCAGACACGGUACAGGAACAGUUCCCGGCCUGGCUCACCACUGUCCUCAGCUACAUGAGCACUGCUGGGGUCAUACUGCCCGUCUUCAUGCUACUCGUAAUGGCGAUAUACUACCUACAAUCUUUGGUUCGAUCGUACAAAGAGGCCAACAACGAUCUAAGGAUACAACUGCAAUACGAAAGGACAGAAGGAAAAAAGAAAGUUUACGAAAUGUCGGCGGCUAAGAACGACCAGAGCGACGGCUCUGGCUCCAGCCACGUCAGGUCCCGACACAAGGCUCAGGUCCCUAACGGCCGCCUUCCCCCGGGAACACCACUGCCGAGGUUCGGGCCCAAGGCCGGGUCCCGAGGGCCCGGAGGGUCUGUCGGGUUCCAACGGGCGUUCUCUCCACAAGUCAGGUUCCUUCCCGUGCGGCAGUACGUCAACCCGUACGAAGGCGUGAUCCUGACCCCCCACCACCAGCAGAUGGUACAGUCCCAGCCGCACCAGCGGUUCCGCCGCCUGCAGUACACCCCCCAGCCCGGCACCAGGCUCGUGGCCGUCCCCAUGGGACACACGGCGGGCAGGGGCACACAACCGCACCAACAACCGCACCAACAACCGCACCAACAACCGCAUCCUCAAUCUCACCCACAACCGCCCCCUGGCGGAUUCGGACAGCAAAGGAGAAUGACGACAGGGAGGCUUUCCGCACGAGGAGCGGCUUCCAUUCUCGUUCCCGAGGGCUAUCAGUUGGUACAGGUCCAUGCGGACGCUGGAGACGAGGCUGCCUCCUCCCAGGAGACCUCAUUCGUAGACGAGGACUUCGACAGCAUCGGUUAG
This is a messenger RNA of Branchiostoma floridae (Florida lancelet), 2832 nucleotides long. RefSeq names its product transmembrane channel-like protein 3. The record is from RefSeq and is a predicted model, not a curated record. NCBI's taxonomy places the organism in Eukaryota, Metazoa, Chordata, Leptocardii, Amphioxiformes, Branchiostomatidae. The transcript is spliced from 23 exons. Gene Ontology annotation, cellular component: plasma membrane. Bases 46 to 2832 code for a protein of 928 amino acids. Gene Ontology annotation, molecular function: mechanosensitive monoatomic ion channel activity.